This is a messenger RNA of Oryctolagus cuniculus (rabbit), 4651 nucleotides long. The record is from RefSeq and is a predicted model, not a curated record. Lineage: Eukaryota; Metazoa; Chordata; Mammalia; Lagomorpha; Leporidae.
AAGGCGCCGGCGCUGUGUAGUUGCAGCUGGGCGGCCGCUGAGCCGCUGCUAGUACGAUCCGGGAGGGUGGCGGGGCCCAGCCGGGGCUCCUGACCCCUGGGUGCCUCCUCCCGACUGCCGCCAGAGGAAGCAACGCUACAAGCCAGGUACAGCCUCCUCUUCUAAGGACAGGUACCUAGUGACAAUAGCACUAGCAAAGGAGAGCCACGCCCCAAAUGGAAGCCCAAAGCCAAAGUCCCUCUGCAGACUCUGCAUAUGACUUCUGAGAAUCAAGAGAAAGUGAAAGCUCUUCUCCGAGACCUGCAAGAACAAGAUGCGGAUGCUGGAUCUGAAAGAGGCGUUUCUGGGGAGGAGGAAGAUGACGAGCCUGAUUGCUGUGAUGAUGAGCGCUACUGGCCAGCUGGACAAGAACCUGCCCUUGUUCCAGACUUUGAUCUUUUGGAAUGUGCUGGCCCAGCCCCAGGGGCGCCUCAUACUGCAGAAUUCACAGUCUCUCCAUUUGCAGUGCAGAAGCUUUCCAGGUAUGGUUUCAGCAUCGAACGCUGUCAGGCAGCCCUGAGGAUUUGUGAUGGAGAUGUGGGGGCAUCACUAGAGCAGCUACUCACCCAGUGUUUUUCAGAGACAUUCGGAGAGAGGAUGAAGAUCUCGGCGGCAGCUGACCGUAUAAGCUUGGAUGAGUGUAUGGAACAGCGACAGGAAGAGGCGUUUGCACUCAGGUCAAUCUGUGGAGAUAAAUUUGUAGAAAGAAUUCAGAACAGAGUCUGGACCGUUGGAUUAGAACUGGAAUAUUUGACAAGUAAAUUCUGUAAAUCCAAGCAAAAGGAAAGUACCAAAAAUGUGCAAGAGACUUCACUUGAAACCUGUAAAUUUUACCUCAAAGGAAAUUGUAAAUUUGGAUCCAAAUGCAAAUUCAAACAUGAAGUGCCCCCAAAUCAAAUGGUUGGAAGAGCAGAAAGAAUUGUAGAUGAUUCUCAUCUUAAUGAAGAUGCAUCGUUUUUAUAUGAACUUGAAAUUCGAUUUUCUAAAAACCACAAAUACCCCUACCAAGCUCCUCUUGUGGCAUUUUACUCCACCAAUGAGAAUCUACCUCUGGCUUGUCGUUUACAUAUUUCUGAGUUCCUUUAUGACAAGGCAUUGGCAUUUGCAGAAACUUCAGAACCUGUCGUAUAUUCUUUGAUAACCCUUUUAGAGGAAGAAUCAGAAAUUGUCAAGUUACUAACAAAUACUCAUCACAAGUAUAGUGUCCCUCCUGUGAACUCUCUGCCAGUGCCCUCUGGGACCAGAAUAAAUAAUCCUGCCUAUCAUAAACCAGUGAUCCCAAGUAAUUCUUUUGUUUCAAAUCAAAGUCCAGAAGUUGAAAAAGAAUCAGAACCCGAGGAAGAAGCAGAUGAAGAUGAAAGUCCUGCACCAGUUAUGGUGGAGAAGGAGAGCUAUGUAAACCUUAAGAAAAAGAUUUCCAAAAGAUAUGACUGGCAGGCAAAAUCAGUAUAUGCUGAAAAUGGUAAAAUCUGCAAGCAGUUCCAAAUAAAACAGGCAUCCAGACAGUUCCAGUCAAUUCUGCAAGAAAGACAAUCACUCCCUGCGUGGGAAGAAAGAGAAAACAUUCUUAAACUGUUGAGCAGGCACCAAGUGGUUGUCAUAAGUGGUAUGACUGGAUGUGGGAAAACCACACAGAUUCCCCAGUUUAUUCUGGAUGAUUCUCUGAAUGGGCCACCUGAGAAAGUGGCAAACAUCAUCUGUACCCAGCCCCGACGAAUCUCUGCCAUCUCUGUUGCUGAACGUGUUGCUAAAGAAAGAGCAGAGAGGGUGGGUCUGACGGUGGGAUACCAGAUUCGGUUAGAAAGUGUCAAGUCCUCAGCCACCAGGCUGCUCUACUGCACCACAGGAGUACUGCUAAGAAGACUUGAAGGAGAUACAGCUUUACAAGGAGUCACCCAUAUCAUUGUUGAUGAAGUUCACGAGAGGACAGAAGAAAGUGAUUUCCUGCUGCUAGUUUUGAAGGACAUUGUAUUGCAGAGGCCGACCCUUCAAGUUAUUCUAAUGAGCGCAACUUUAAACACUGAGCUCUUUUCAGAAUACUUUAAUUCCUGCCCAGUUAUUACUAUACCAGGGCGUACAUUUCCUGUUGAUCAGUUUUUUCUGGAAGAUGCAAUUGCUGUGACAAGGUAUGUGAUACAGGAUGGGAGCCCAUACAUGCGCUCCAUGAAACAGAUUUCAAAGGAAAAGCUUAAAGCAAGACGCAACAGAACUGCCUUUGAAGAAGUGGAGGAAGACCUGCGGCUCUCCCUUCACCUCCAGGAUCAGGAUUCUGUCAAAGAUGCAGUGCCAGAUCAGCAGUUAGAUUUUAAGCAGCUCCUGGCCCGCUAUAAAGGGGUUAGCAAAUCAGUCAUCAAAACUAUGUCCGUCAUGGAUUUUGACAAGGUUAAUCUUGAACUAAUAGAGGCCUUACUGGAGUGGAUUGUGGAUGGAAAGCACUCCUACCCUCCAGGUGCUAUACUUGUAUUUUUACCAGGACUAGCAGAAAUCAAAAUGCUUUAUGAACAGCUGCAGUCUAAUUCUCUUUUCAACAACAGACGAAGUAACCGAUGUGUUAUUCACCCACUUCAUUCGUCUUUAUCCAGUGAAGAACAGCAGGCUGUGUUUAUAAAACCUCCUUUAGGUGUAACUAAGAUUAUAAUUUCCACCAACAUUGCUGAGACCUCCAUAACCAUCGAUGAUGUUGUCUAUGUCAUUGAUUCUGGGAAAAUGAAAGAAAAAAGAUAUGAUGCCAGCAAAGGGAUGGAGAGUCUAGAGGAUACUUUCGUAUCUCAGGCCAAUGCUCUGCAGAGAAAGGGUCGAGCGGGCCGUGUUGCGUCUGGGGUCUGCUUCCAUUUGUUCACCAGCCAUCACUACAAUCACCAGCUCUUAAAACAGCAGUUACCAGAGAUACAAAGAGUGCCGCUGGAACAGCUGUGCCUAAGAAUUAAAAUCUUGGAGAUGUUUAGCACACACAAUCUCCAAUCUGUGUUUUCUCGGCUCAUUGAGCCUCCACACUCUGAUUCUCUCCGUGCCUCGAAAAUACGAUUACGAGACUUGGGAGCUUUGACUCCAGAUGAAAAGUUGACACCUCUCGGGUAUCACUUGGCCUCUCUGCCUGUGGACGUGAGAAUCGGCAAACUCAUGCUGUUUGGGUCUAUCUUCCGCUGUUUGGAUCCUGCUCUCACCAUCGCCGCCAGUUUGGCCUUUAAGUCUCCUUUUGUGUCUCCCUGGGAUAAAAAAGAGGAGGCUAACCAGAAGAAGCUGGAAUUUGCAUUCGCCAACAGUGAUUAUCUGGCCCUUCUGCGAGCAUAUGAGGGGUGGCGGCUAAGUACGAAAGAAGGACUGCGUGCCAGCCAUAGCUACUGCAGACAGAACUUCUUGUCAGGAAGAGUUCUCCAGGAAAUGGCCAGCCUCAAACGACAAUUCACUGAACUGUUAUCGGAUAUAGGGUUUGCAAAGGAGGGACUCCGAGCAAGGGAAAUUGAGAAAAGGGCCCAGGGAGGAGACGGUGUCCUAGAUGCCACAGGAGAAGAGGCAAACUCAAAUGCUGAGAACCCCAAGCUGAUAUCAGCAAUGCUGUGUGCUGCUCUGUAUCCGAAUGUAGUACAGGUGAAAGCCCCAGAAGGGAAAUUCCAGAAAACCAGUACCGGAGGUGUCCGAAUGCAACCCAGAUCAGCUGAGCUGAAAUUUGUCACCAAGAACGAUGGAUACGUACACAUUCACCCUUCAUCAGUGAACUACCAGGUCAGACACUUUGACAGCCCUUACCUGUUGUACCAUGAGAAGAUCAAAACCAGUCGAGUGUUCAUCCGAGACUGCAGUAUGGUGUCUGUGUACCCGCUGGUCCUGUUUGGAGGAGGCCAGGUGAAUGUGCAGCUCCAAAGGGGAGAGUUCGUGGUCUCCCUGGAUGACGGCUGGAUCCGUUUUGUAGCUGCUUCCCAUCAGGUGGCCGAAUUAGUAAAGGAACUUCGUUGCGAACUUGACCAGCUCCUCCAGGAUAAAAUUAAAAACCCGAGCAUAGACCUGUGCACGUGUCCUCGAGGGUCGCGGAUCAUCAGCACAAUCGUGAAGCUCGUCACCACGCAGUGAGAACGCCUGCCACUCCCCUGCGAAGUCACAGCAGCACCUCUACCUCGACUGAAGACCGGUGCUGGGCUGGCCUGGUGGAGGAGCCCAGGGCGUGCGGUGCCGCAUCACCUAAGGCACCACGUACCCCUCGGGCCGUUUCCAGCCACAGUGUUCCUGAGGAAGCCAUGGGCACUCCCAGCACAAUUUGGAGUGUUCACGGUAAAGCAGUCUACAAUCUAGCCUGCCUGCCUUUUUCCUUUGUGAGUGUUCCAGAGUGAAUGAAAUUCACCUUACAACACAAAAAUGGAUGUUUAAUACAAUCCUGUUUUAAUCUAUAUAAUCUUUGCUCCUAUUUUUUAUUGGGCAUGAAGAGAAAUAUUUGUUUCUUUUCCUGUGUUACAAAUGUUGAACUGAGAGAAGUUGGAACAGAGAAGGAAAAAGAAACCAAAACAAUCAUGUGAGCAAGAAAAAUAAAAAUUUCCUUUUAGGCUGUUGGCUACUGAAGCACACUUGAUCUGUGGGGUGAGGGACUAUUUUUACUCAUUAAAGAUCAGCUGAGAAACAA